AUGUUUCCUGCUUCUAGCCUGUUGGUGGUCUGCUUGUUGGCAGUGCUCCAAUGCUCUGCUGACUCUAUCCAGGUAGGCAAGUGUCCAAGUGCAUUCAGUAAAAAUCUGACCAUUGAUAGCAAGGGAAACCAAUUAGAGUUCAACGUUCCAUAUUAUAUUUCAAAAACUGCUGACAACAACCUCACUGUUCAAUGCGCUUACGUGGGGGAUAUGGUCUCGAAGUUCGUAACAACACUUACAGCUGGUGCAAAAAAACUUCGCUGGUUUGGCUUGUUCCUGUACUGGUUUGAUCAUUAUGCUUUUGUGCCUUACGUCAGUGAUAAGCAGUUGGGAAGUUGCGGAGGGAAAAAUUUCGUGCACACAUUCAUUGACGGCGUCGACAACGUGGUUUGUAAAACAAAGGACGUCAUUUUUACAAAUAUUUCUCAGUGA
Molecule: messenger RNA, 432 nt
Organism: Helobdella robusta
Lineage: Eukaryota; Metazoa; Annelida; Clitellata; Rhynchobdellida; Glossiphoniidae
Exons: 4
Coding region: 1-432 (143 amino acids)
Source: RefSeq, a predicted model, not a curated record